GUCUUCCAUUGCGUAACCAGCUGGACCCGCUGAAUAUUCUACUCUUUGUAACCUGUUGCAUUUAUUAACUUUAGAUACUUAUUUGUACCAUGUCAUUCCUGCGCAAAUCAGUCAAACUGUUGCAUGCAGCGGGGAAGCGGCAGCAAAAUCUCAAAGCGGUUGUUGGUUCCACAUUGCGGCAGCAGCGGCCGUACAGCUCAGAGCCGUCAAAUGAUUACGCCAAUUUCCCGGGAGCCAAGGCGCCCUUUGUCAGUAAAUUGAAGCUGAAUAUGCCAGAAGACUAUGCGCCCAUUCCCAUCUACCGCGUCAUGGAUCAGGAUGGCUUCAUUGCCGAUUACACACAAGAUCCCCAGCUUGGACGGGACGUGGUGGAGAAGAUGUUCCGCGACAUGCUGCUGCUGAAUACCAUGGACAAGAUCCUGUAUGAAUCGCAGCGCCAGGGACGCAUAUCCUUCUACAUGACCAAUUUUGGGGAGGAAGCCUCCCACAUUGGCAGUGCGGCCGCCCUGGAGAUGAGGGAUCUCAUCUAUGGCCAAUAUCGCGAGGCGGGCGUGCUGGUAUGGCGUGGCUUCCGCAUUGAUCAGUUCAUCGAUCAGUGCUACGGCAACGUCGAUGACUUGGGUCGUGGCAAGCAAAUGCCCGUCCAUUAUGGCUCCAAAGAGCUCAAUUUUGUCACCAUCUCCAGUCCGCUGUCCACUCAAAUGCCACAGGCUGUGGGCGCUGCCUAUGCGAUGAAGAUGCGACCGAACAACGACGCCUGCGUCGUCUGCUACUUUGGCGAGGGCGCAGCUUCGGAGGGAGAUGCUCAUGCGGCUUUCAAUUUCGCGGCCACACUGAGUUGCCCCGUGAUUCUGUUCUGUCGCAACAAUGGCUUUGCCAUAUCGACGCCCUCCUACGAGCAAUACCGCGGCGAUGGCAUUGCUGGUCGUGGUCCCAUGGGCUAUGGCAUCGCCACCAUUCGCGUGGAUGGCACCGAUGUCUUUGCCGUGUACAAUGCCAUGAAGGUGGCGCGCGAGUAUGUGCUGCGUGAGAACAAGCCGGUGGUGUUUGAGGCCUUGGCCUACCGCGUGGGACAUCACUCCACCUCGGACGACAGUACAGCCUACCGUUCAGCAGAUGAGAUCGAGGUUUGGAACUCCGUCGAGCAUCCGAUCUCGAAGCUAAAGCGCUACAUGGUGCACAAGGGCUGGUUCGAUGAGGCCGAGGAAACGGCGUACAUCAAGGAGGUGCGCACGAAGGUGCUCAAGCAGAUUGCCGUGUCCGAGAAGAAGCUGAAGCCCAACUGGAAGGAGAUGUUCGAGGGCGUGUACGCCGAGAUGCCGCAGCAUUUGGUGGAGCAGCAGCGCGAGCUGCAGCAGCACAUAGAGGCGCACAAGGAUAGCUAUCCGCUGAAGGACUUUAAGCAGUAGAACUGCCAAACGAAAUGAAAACCGAGAGACUCCAACGAAAGUG
Messenger RNA from Drosophila subobscura, 1452 nucleotides. RefSeq names its product 2-oxoisovalerate dehydrogenase subunit alpha, mitochondrial (gene BckdhA). The transcript has 4 exons. Gene Ontology annotation, molecular function: oxidoreductase activity, acting on the aldehyde or oxo group of donors, disulfide as acceptor. The coding region runs from base 90 to 1409 and encodes 439 amino acids. The record is from RefSeq and is a predicted model, not a curated record. NCBI's taxonomy places the organism in Eukaryota, Metazoa, Arthropoda, Insecta, Diptera, Drosophilidae. Gene Ontology annotation, biological process: branched-chain amino acid catabolic process.